Paramecium tetraurelia is the source of this 1170-nucleotide messenger RNA. RefSeq lists its product as uncharacterized. Lineage: Eukaryota; Ciliophora; Oligohymenophorea; Peniculida; Parameciidae. The record is from RefSeq and is a predicted model, not a curated record. The transcript has 2 exons.
AUGCAUUAUUUAAUCAAAGCUCUAAAAAUGUAUUUGAAUGACAUGAUAUUUUUAAUAUUCAAAUCUUUAUCUAUCUUAUUUGUUAAGCAGGGUAGAAUUUCUUUUUGGAAUAUAAUUAUUUUUAAUUUCCUUAUGUGCUUAAAUAGUAAGUAUUGCAUUUGUAUUUAAUUAUAUCAUAAAGUAGUUGUACUGAAAUAUUUUGUAAUAAUAUUGAACUUAUAUCAUGGAGCUUUGUCCACAUUCCAGAAAAAUUAUUUAAACCAGUCUCUUGGAAUAUUACAAGGGUUAGCUUGCAUUGAUGUCCUAGGAACAGUAAAGUUAACUUCAGAUAUUUACGUUAAACAGAUAUUGGGUGCUUAUUAUUGGUCAUUAUCAUUUGCAAUAGAUAUAUCAUGCAAAUCCAAGUAUGGAGUUCUUUUUAAAUUAUGUUUGCCAUCCUUCUAAUUGUUGAAUAAAAUCUUUAAUAUUAAACAUACAUUCUCAAUCGUUAUCAGAAUAUUGUUAGUAUUAAUUAUUGUAAUAUAAUAUCAAUUUGCCCUAAAGUAAUGGAAUCAAAUUGUACUAAAUAAAUUUCUAUUUUUAGUGAAACUAAAUAAUUUUAAUUUCAUUUUUUGUAAACUUAAAUCUUCAUUAUUUACCACAAUAUUCUUUUCAUAUAUCAUAAAACAUAUUUCUUUUAAUUAAAAAAUUAUUGCUCGCUGUUAAGAAUCAAUUAUGAAAUAAAAUUUAUAACUAGAUUAGUAAUCCGAGUUAUCAUAAAUGAAAGCUUAUGAAUUUAUUUUACGAGUAUUAAGGGAAGAACAUGAAGAGGAACAUGAUGAUGAGUCUUCUAAUAAAGCUAUAGUUAUUUUGAUAUUUUUAAGCACAGGAUUGUUGAUUUUUGGAUUUUUAGUCUGCUUAUGUAAAUGCUUAUAUGACAGGAUAUAAAAAAAAAGAGAAGCUUAAGUGCGUUAAUUAAAUGAAUCUUAAUAUUAAUAGUAAAUUGUUUAAAUAGAAACACUAUGCCUAUAUAACAGAGAUUUGGAGGACUGUCCAAUUUGUUUAAUGCCCAUACCAAGUAUUUUACUAGUAACUACUGCAUGCAAUCAUAAGUUCCAUUAAGCAUGCUUAGCCUUAUGGUUGUAAAUCUAUAAUAUAUGCCCUACUUGUAGAACAAGAGUUUCUCAAUGA